AUGGAUCUAGUGCGGAGAGACGGCGCUGAGCGAUCUCAGCCGUACUCAUACAGUGUAGUAGGCUUCCUCGACAGCUCUCAAGAAAUUGAGUAUGUUCAGUGUCGCGGGAGAUGCCAGCACGACGAGAAGAGGAUUGGCUGUCACCUUGACUGCUACAGUUCAAUAUCCAUUGAGACCUUUUCGCAGACCUACGAAGUGACUGCACCCGACUUCGAACCAUCACAUAUAGCGAACUGCCAGCGUUCCCGCUGGUUACGGUCCUGGCUCGCCUCGAUAAUCAGAAGGGCGACGCACUCCCGCCUUCCUUUGGAAGUCUGCAGCGACAUCGCAGUUCGGGCUCUUGAUCAACAGACCAGCCGUCGAAUGGCCGUUUGGUAUGCCGAGAGAAAGUGCGGUGAGUUUGCGAGAAACGUAUCACAAGUCGCCCUUUCAAAGAAAAUAUAUGUUCGAUACGCAUACUUCGAGGGCACCCGAUACAUUGCGCGAUUGACAAAUGCAGCCACCAACAAUAGAGAUAUACUGGUGUUUGAUCCACUGUCGCAGACACCAGCUGCAAGGUUGUACGUUUCUAGUGAUCACCUUGGCAUUCGACAGUUGUUAUUUGUCAAUUCGUCAAGCAAACCUGCGAUCAUCCAAGAGCCGGAUGUCUGGUGGAAAACAAUAUGCCUUGGCAUUGCCUGGGGCUUACCUCAAGCAGUGUAUAAACACGUUCGCCUAGAACCCCUUUGCAACGCCGAAUUAACCUAUCGCAUGUCGGUAGUGCCAUGCAAUCAUCCUACUACCACGGCCUAUUCGCUUUGCUGGAACCAAAGUAUUUUGACACUGCACGCACACACUGCCGGCGAGAAUUUCGACUGUUAUCAUGAGCUGAGAACCAUGGACGAAUCUGCUCUAUGGUUCUAUAUGCCACUUCGCGUGGGUGAAGUGGUGACGGAAAUCUGGAAGUGUGAUGGUUCUCUUCGCAGCGCAAUCGCUUUGUUGUUGGUCACAAAUCGGGAGCGCUCGAGUUAUUUAGGGGUGCAGCCACAGCAAGGCUGGAGCCGCUCGAAAUGGACUCUGCUUGACCGGCCCACCAAAAGCCCUAGCACGAUAUAUCUGAUGAAAACGGCACUGGGUAGUUUACUGGGCUUCGAGUCACCCAAGCCUGAUGAUCAUAAUCCAAGCCCUAGAGUUGGGUGGCCAACCUCGUCAUAUCCAAAGUCCCGCCGCCAUGAAUACUUCGCUUGGACCAGUGCGAAGCUCGACGACGUCGUGGAUAUCAUUCCAUGUCGACGCUACCGGCAAGGAAGUAAAACCAUCAGCGGGCUUCUACUUCGUUAUAUUGACGGACAGCAAGCAUGUGUCGGACAAAUAAGGCUAGAUCAACUGCAAAACCCUAUUUGCGUUGAUCGUGAUUGUAAGAUGUGGUUCGAAUUCUCUCUAACGAGCGAUGGGCCUAUCGUAUCUGGUAUCGAGCAGUCACGGGAAGCACCAUCGCUAUCGAAAGGCGAAAACUGGUUUCGGGUGGAUUGGCGCGGUGACCUGGAGUGGUGGUAUUCUAAAAGACAAUGUCAACUAUCCCACCAGGGACGCCUAAGCCCCGAAACAAUGCAGUAG
This is a messenger RNA of Colletotrichum acutatum, 1596 nucleotides long. RefSeq lists its product as uncharacterized. The record is from RefSeq and is a predicted model, not a curated record. The coding region runs from base 1 to 1596 and encodes 531 amino acids. NCBI's taxonomy places the organism in Eukaryota, Fungi, Ascomycota, Sordariomycetes, Glomerellales, Glomerellaceae. The transcript is spliced from 3 exons.